AUUUUUCUAUCUACGGCUAUAAUCUUUCUCAACGUGUCCGUUUUCGUGUCCAUUUUGCUAAACAAGUCUCUUCGUGGCGAGAACCGCUUCAUGUACAUGCUGAGUACGUGCCUGAGUGACGUGUGCUCGGGAGUGUCGUACUACUACUGCGGCGUGCUGGACGUGCGCGACAGCUACGACUCUCCCACUCGCACUUACUACGUAGCUCCCACUUUUUUGGGUCUGUCCUACAUGGCCAUUUUAGCAGCUCAGGCUGAUCGUUACCACGCGGUGUCCGCGCCAUUUAAGUACGCACAGCGCAUGACGCGCGGCCGGACGCUGGCAGUGAUCGCGUGCUACUGGGUUUACGCGUUCGUCAUCGUGGCCGUCAAUAACCUUGUGACGGUGGGCAUUGCCAAGCAGGUCACAGGCUUCGGCACUUUCGUGAGCAACAUUUUCACUGUGAUUAUCAUGAUCGGGCUGAACGUGCGCCUGUUCCUCAUCGCCAGAUUCCAGCUGGAACGCGAGCCGCCGAGCGCAGAGCGAGAACACAAGCGGGCGUCCGUCUAUCUCAUAGUCAUCGUAGCCGUGUGCUUUCUUAUAGCAUGGCUGCCAAUAUUCCUGCACAUCAUCGUGUGUAAUUUCUCGGGCACCACGUGCUACUCUUUCCGAAACGAGGGCUCAGACCCGCUGCGCAUUUUGCCGCGCGUAAACGCCGUUCUCACACCCGUGCUGUACAUUAGGGGCUGCGCGGGGAUCCGAGACACCCUGCUCUCCAAAGUGUGGAAAGUGUGCUACAGACACACAGGAGUUUAUCCGAGGUCUCAGAAGAGGUCCGUCGCACCCAAUAUCCAGUGUGUUUCUAUGGUGUGCAAAUAAGAGAAAAGUGAAACUAAGUAAAAAAUGCAGUGUCUUUGUGAUAAAAUAAACUUCUUCGGUUUAAUAUAAGAUAGUUAUAAAGACUUUAUGUGCAGAAGAAAGCAAAUCAUAAUGUAAGUUAUGGAUAAAUGCGUAAUAUUUAGACUAUUGACAAUGUUGUCGACAUCAGAGCAGUACAUCUCUGUUUUAAUGACAUAUUUUUUGUGCAUUUUAUUUUUUUUUAGAAUUUAAACAUGAUAAAUUUCUCUGAUCCUGCAUACGACCGGACUUAGAAUUCUAGACCAGUGCUGGCAAACGUUUUACAUCAUGUUAAUCUAAUACAAAUGAUUAUUUUGCCCUAGUUUGUAUGAAUCGUUCAUGCAGUCGUCGCUAUACACAGAACACUGCUACUAUGAGCGGGA
This is a messenger RNA of Tachysurus fulvidraco (yellow catfish), 1259 nucleotides long. Its product is annotated as melanocortin receptor 4-like. Gene Ontology annotation, biological process: G protein-coupled receptor signaling pathway. Gene Ontology annotation, molecular function: G protein-coupled receptor activity. The record is from RefSeq and is a predicted model, not a curated record. The transcript is spliced from 2 exons. The coding region runs from base 91 to 858 and encodes 255 amino acids. NCBI's taxonomy places the organism in Eukaryota, Metazoa, Chordata, Actinopteri, Siluriformes, Bagridae. Gene Ontology annotation, cellular component: membrane.